This is a messenger RNA of Suillus fuscotomentosus, 2801 nucleotides long. RefSeq lists its product as uncharacterized. The transcript has 5 exons. The record is from RefSeq and is a predicted model, not a curated record. Bases 1 to 2784 code for a protein of 927 amino acids. NCBI's taxonomy places the organism in Eukaryota, Fungi, Basidiomycota, Agaricomycetes, Boletales, Suillaceae.
AUGGAUACAGAUGACGAUCACAGCGACUUUGAACCACCAGCAUUAACUGAAUUUACAGGGGACUACUUUGGCAACUAUGAUGAAGAAGAUUUCGAGUGGCCAGAGGACCGUCAUCAAUUCAUGGAGUCCGAGGACGAUGAUGAACCCGGAGACAGAGACGGAGACGGAGAUGGAGACGGAGAUGGAGACGUUGUAGCAGCUCAUGAUGCUGAGCUUGAGCGCGGCUGGGAAUUCCCUGCAGGUCCUAUACCACCGGACAUCGAUUCAGCUGCCAGUGAUUUGGAGGAUGCUGUUCUGCAACCACAACCACAUCACACGGAACGACAGCAAGCCGAGGCACCCCUUGGCCAAUGCCCCACUAUUGAGGAGUUUCCAUGGCGUGGUGCAGGGGCUCCACUACAUUGUGCCGGCACUACGGCCUUCAAGUCCUAUAAGGACAAACUGCCGGACUCAGACAAUAAGUGGGCUCCUUUCACUUCUCGCAUAGAUUACAAGGUUGCGAAGUGGGCAAAGCUUCGUGGUGCAAGCUCGACAGCUUUUUCAGAUCUGCUGGCAAUUGACAGGCUUUAUGAUGCCUUAGGGCUUUCCUAUCGAAACUCCCGUGAACUCAAUCAGAUUAUCGACCGAAAGCUGCCAUGCAGACGACCACGAUUCAAACAUGAAGAGAUAAUUGUCGCUAAUGAGGCCUUCGAUGUAUACUCACGCGAUAUCAUGGAGUGUGUUAAAGCUCUCUAUUCAGAUCCGGAUUUCUCGCCACAUCUCAUUCAUGCUCCUGAGCGUCAUUAUGCCGACCCUGAUAAGACCGUCAGAAUGUAUCACGAUCUUCACACAGGCAAAUGGUGGUGGUCCACCCAGGCAACCACUGUCAUACCCAUUAUCCUUUCGUCGGACAAGACUCAGGUCACCAUGUUUAGAAACAAAUCUGCAUAUCCCGUCUACAUGACGAUAGGGAAUAUUCCGAAGGAAAUUCGUCGAAAGCCUUCCCGACAAGCAUGGAUCCUGCUUGCAUAUCUGCCCACUGCCAAGCUCGAACACAUUACGAAUAAGGCCGCUAGACGACGUACUUCAACAAAUUUAUUCCACGCCUGCUUGCGUCACAUCUUAGAACCUUUGAGAGUCCCUGGAGAAGACGAUUACCCGGAACAACUGCUAACAACAGGAAUUAAAUCGGGAGAGUGUCCGAAGUGUGACAUUCCACGGGACGAGCUGGGGAGUCCUGACAUUCCUGUGAAGCUUCGGGACCUGGCAGCGAUUCUUGCUGCUUUGUCACUCGUCGAUGAGGACUAUGGCAUGUGGACAAGAGCAUGCCAGGAAUGCGGUAUCAAGCCCGUCUUCAAACCAUUUUGGGAGGAACUCCCGCACACUAAUAUCUUCCAGUCAAUCACUCCAGACGUGUUGCACCAGCUCUAUCAGGGCAUCAUCAAGCAUCUGAUCGAGUGGAUCAAGGAAGCGUUCAGUGAGGCUGAGAUUGAUGCCCGUAGCCGCAGGCUUCCGCCAAAUCACAAUAUUCGCCUGUUUAUGAAAGGCAUCAGUGGCCUUUCUCGUGUCAGUGGAACAGAACACAACCAAAUCUGCCGCUUUUUGCUCGGUAUCAUCAUUGAUAUCCGAUUGCCUGGAAAUCUUGACAGUGGUCGCCUUCUUCGUGCUGUUCGUGCCAUCCUCGACUUCCUUUACCUCGCUCAGUACCCUUGCCACACCGAUCAAACUCUCGCGCUUCUCACUGAAGCCCUGACUCGCUUUCAUGACAACAAAAGCAUCUUUGUCGAUCUCGGCAUUCGAGCGAAUUUCAACCUUCCAAAACUCCAUUUCUUCCGUCAUUAUGUGCAUAUGAUCAAACUAUAUGGCACGACUGACAACUACAACACCGAGUACACCGAACGCUUACAUAUUGAUCUCGCAAAGGAUGCUUACAGAGCUACUAACCAUAAAGACGAAUAUACGCAAAUGACACUCUGGCUUGAAAGAUGCGAGAAGAUGUUAUGGCACAAUAAUUUCGUCCAAUGGCGCCUUGCUGGCGAUCCUCCUCCACAAGACAGGUUACCGCCCGACAUGGACUAUCGUCGCUCGAUCAAGAUGACGAAACACCCAACUAUUAGACGUGUUCCAUUGGAUAGUGUAGUUCACAACUAUGGCGCCACUUUUUUCACCGAAGCAUUAGCUCGUUAUGUCGUUCGCACAAAUCAACCUGGCCUUUCUCCAGCGCAACUUGAACAAGAAGCUUCCCAUGUCAUCCUUCCCUUCCAGACUGUUGCCGCAUUCCAUAGGGUCAAGUUCCACGCAAUCAAUGCUCACGGACAUCGUGAUUCAACCGUUACCGUGGAUUCAGUGCACUGUCAGCCACCACGAAAGGACAAAAGAAGGCAGAUAGUUCCUGCGCGCUUCGACACGGUUUUAGUUAACGAAGAUGGUGGUGGGACGACAGGUGUUGAUGGGUAUCGUGUUGCACAAGUGCGCAUCAUCUUCACGCUGACAAGCCAGGCUACAGCUGCCUUAUUUCGCACACCUGGAAUUUUGCCUACCCACUUUGCAUAUGUGGAAUGGUUCAUGCCAUUCGGGCAGCCUGAAGCAAACCAUGGUUUGUAUAAAAUUUCCCGCCUCAUUCGUAAUGGAGAGCGUCUGGCAAGCAUCAUUGACAUUUCUGAUAUUCGCAGGAGUGUACAUCUUAUUCCAAAAUUCGGCCCUGUAGCACCUCGUGAAUGGACCAGUAGUACCGUUCUGGAGCUUUGUUCUACCUUCUUCGUAAACUCGUUCAGCGACAGGCAUGCUUAUUUAACUAUUAUCUGACUAGUACUAGAAUCGAC